Molecule: messenger RNA, 2170 nt
Organism: Trichoplusia ni (cabbage looper)
Lineage: Eukaryota; Metazoa; Arthropoda; Insecta; Lepidoptera; Noctuidae
Product: zinc finger protein 492-like
Exons: 5
Coding region: 42-1667 (541 amino acids)
Biological process (GO): regulation of transcription by RNA polymerase II
Cellular component (GO): nucleus
Molecular function (GO): RNA polymerase II cis-regulatory region sequence-specific DNA binding; zinc ion binding; DNA-binding transcription activator activity, RNA polymerase II-specific
Source: RefSeq, a predicted model, not a curated record
CAAAUCGUGACGCGGAAUAAAACUAUAUUUUAUCAAUUAAAAUGAUGGAUGAUGAGAAUACAGAGAGUUGGAUCUCACAGCCAGAUGUUUGCCGAUGUUGUUUAUCUGCAAGCGGGACCUGGGACAUGACCGCGUCUUAUAUUACGGAGGCCGGUAGCAAAGAGGUUUAUUCAGAAAUGGUUCGAGAGUGCUACGGCGUUUCACUAUCUUACCUGAUGGAGUGGGGUCCAAGUAGGAUGGUGUGUGCUCUCUGUGUGGGGCACCUGAGAGACGCUUGCAGUUUCCGGAAACAAGUGAUGAAGGCAGAGAACCGGUUCAUAGCUUAUUAUGACAGCAGGAAAGAUGAAUUCAACUCAGUGCCAGUCAAGUUGGAGCAAGACCUUAGUCCAGACAUCUCAGACAGUCCAAACUGUUUCAACAAUGACUUAGAUACUAAUGAAGCUUUAUUAAAAACUCAAGUAGUAGAUACCAGCACAUCUAAGAGAAAGAGACAAAAAACCGCACUGAAGUGUAAAAAAAAGAGAGAAAAGAUAGUAGACGAUGAUUCGGACACGCCCAUUUCUGAGCUGUCAAAGAAAAAUGUAUCUUAUGACGUUGAAGAUAAGAUUGAAAUUGGUUUAAAUGGAAUGGAAGUUAUAGAAAAUGGUUUUAAAUGUCUUGAUACUGCGGAGAUAGGUACCACCCACACAAGAUUACAAAACGGUGUAAAGCAAGUUUCAGAACGCAAGCGAGUCAUGUUAACAUGUGAAACUGUCCUAAGAGACACCACAGCCUGCCCCUUCAGACACCACAAAAGCUGGUUCCAAUGUUUCUUCUGCCAACAAGACUUCAUGGAAAUAAACCUCCUUCGAGACCACACAUUAAAAACCCACGCCGACGUAAACGAAGAAAUAAAAAAAAUAAAACGUUACCCGCGCUCCUUACAAAUCGAAAUUUCGAAUCUUGAAUGCCGCUUAUGUCAGUUGACUUUGACAGAUGUCAUUUCGAUGUGCUGCCAUUUUAUUGAGGUUCAUAAAAAGGUUGUUUAUAAAGAAUGUAUUGCUGAUUAUAAAGUUAAUGGCAGUCCAUAUUCAUGUCAUCUCUGUGGAAAACAAUUUCACGUAUUUAGAACUUUAACAACACAUCUGAACGAACAUUACGCGAACUGCAUAUGCGAUGUAUGCGGCAAAUCAUUUUUAAAUUCGAAAAGGUUAAAAGUCCACAAGCGUACGCACGAAAACGGCCAUUUUCCGUGUAAAGAGUGCGGUAAAGUACUUAAAACUAAAACUUCUAAAGCCAAUCAUAUGGAAAGUGCUCAUUCGAAACGCGUUAUUAAAUGUCAAAUAUGUUUUAAACCUAUGAAACAUUAUAAUGACCGAAUAAAACAUAUGUCUGAGGUCCAUAAUAUCACGCAUAAGUUCAAAUGUCCUAUCUGCAGUAGAGAGUAUAAUAUUAAGCAUUAUUUAGCGACGCAUAUACGUCAGACGCAUGGGCAUAAAAACAAGAAGUGUUUGGAAUGUGGCAUGGCGUUUAUAACGAACCAUGGUUUGAAGAAACAUAUGUUGAAACACACUGGGGUUAAACCGUUUUCUUGUACUGUUUGUAGUAAGGCAUAUGCGAGGAGUUAUACUCUAAGGGAGCAUAUGAGAUCACAUGAUAAUGAAAAGAGGUUUGUUGAGAAUGAAUGAUAAAAAACAUUAUUCAUAUUUUGGACAGAGGGCGCCACAUAACCUUUUCCCGGGAGUAUUCAACUCACGUCGAAGGCAAGGCCGGUAAGGGUAUGUAGGAUUUUCUAAAAGCACUCCGGGCCCCUUCUACUACUAAAACCAGAAUCUCGGGAUCGCUCACGAAUUUUCUGCGCGACUGUGGCGUUAGUACUCCUAACCCAUUACAAAAAUAAUUGUCUAAAUAUGAGAAGUGAUUAUAGCGCCAUCUAGUGUCGAGUAGCAUAUUGCAAAGCUGUCAACUUAUAUCUGCCAUUGGUCUCAGUACUUUUAGUGAAGGGGCAUAAUAUUCUUUCUCUCCUUUCGGUUUUCUCGGCGUUCGAUAUUCUUCAUUCACAACUGUUACAGUUUUGUUUUAAACCUAGACAGUCCCAUUGUUACGAUUAUAACGCUGAUCAAAUCUCAUAAUCAUAUCUAAUCAAAUUAUUUCUGUAAAAUUUAAUAAAGAAAAACCUAUUUAUACGCAA